Messenger RNA from Ramularia collo-cygni, 582 nucleotides. RefSeq lists its product as uncharacterized. The transcript has a single exon. The record is from RefSeq and is a predicted model, not a curated record. Lineage: Eukaryota; Fungi; Ascomycota; Dothideomycetes; Mycosphaerellales; Mycosphaerellaceae. Bases 1 to 582 code for a protein of 193 amino acids.
AUGAUAAAUGGCAUAGCUCGACCAACCGGGAAGUUUAAGCACGCAGCGCGCGACAAGGUACUCGGCACGACCGAACUCCUUGAAGCUAUCCUGCUCGGCCUCGAUACCAAGACGUUGCUCCUUAGUAAGCGUGUCUCCAAGACUUUUAAGGCAACCAUCACCGACUCCCUAGCUUGCCAACAAGCACUCUUCCUUAAGCCUUCGAUAACACUGGCGCCUGUAUGGAAUGAGCUUGGUUUCCCCACACGUCGCCCUACCUACCUCCGAGGCUAUUCCAAGGUCAUGUUCUUCGACGUUUCCGAUCGGCCUGGAUGGAACAACUCCACCGAGUCGCUCCAACCUGGCCAUAACAUCGACCUCUCGCUCUGGUACUACAUUGAUAGUGAGAGCGGCGAUGAGGAGCUGCGUGUCCCGGAGCUAUCGCAAAUGCUGCUGCGUCAGCCGGCAAUUGCGCUGAAGCUAGAUGUGGAGUGCAGCACGUGCGACAGAUCCAACCAGUGGGUCCUCGAAGCAGGUGCUACUUUCGGCGAUCUCAUUGAUUACCUCGAAUACGGGACUGAUUGUGAUUGCCUCCAUCCCUGA